Molecule: messenger RNA, 747 nt
Organism: Rubroshorea leprosula
Lineage: Eukaryota; Viridiplantae; Streptophyta; Magnoliopsida; Malvales; Dipterocarpaceae
Source: the annotation of a GenBank genome assembly
CAGGCUAAAGGCACCCAUCUCCAAUUUUCAAAUCUCCCCAGGAAAUCCAGUGUCCAGAUUCCAGACUCCCAACCCAAUUUCUCUCCGAAUCUACAAAUCUGCAAAACCUAUCCCCACAAUCCCACAAAUCAAUCAACAGAUUUGCGUUUUUAAAUGUCUACCAAUCUACUCACCUUUAGACCAGUUGGAAUCCGCGUGUCGGCGGUUCCUGGACAUCCGGCGCAGGAUUCCAGCCGCCGGAAGAGCUCGUCCUCUGCCAACUGGUGGGCGCCUCUCUUUGGCGUGUCGCCGGAGCCCGACUAUAUUGACUCUGAGCCCCAAGAGGUUUCCAGGAAGAACCGAGAUGGCGAGGCGGAUCCAGAGCGGGAGCAGAAAUCGGCAGGGCCUAGAUUCGCCCCGGGUUGCUUCACGGAAGAGAAGGCGAGGCAGCUCCGGUUGUUGACUACGGAAACGUCGUCCUUCCACGACGCCAUGUAUCACUCCGCGAUCGCCUCCCGGCUCGCUUCUGAGUUCAAAUCUCGCCCGGAUCUAUGAGCCUCCGGCAUCAUAUUUUAUCUAUUUUUGUCAUUAUCUUUUUAUUUUGUUAUUAUAUUUUCCCUUGAACAAGUAAAGAUGAUAACGAUGUAUGCCGGUUUUUAGUUGAUUUUCCACAUGAUUAAGCAAUGUAAUUAUUGAUGUAUGUAAAAUCAUUUAAAUUUUUCCACCCGGAAGAUCACUGUAUUAAGGAAAUAUAAUUAUCAAAAUAAA